AUGGAAAGGAGUAAGGUGCUUGUGGUUGGUGGUACUGGGUACCUGGGGCGUAGGAUUGUUUCUGCAAGCCUAUCCCAAGGCCACCUAACGUAUGUUCUUCAAAGGCCAGAGAUUGGCCUUGACAUUGAUAAGCUCCAAAUGCUCUUGGCAUUCAAGAAGCGAGGGCCUCACCUUGUGGAGGGCUCAUUUUCUGAUAUGGAAAGCCUUGUCCGUGCUGUCAAUUGCUUGUUGAUGUUGUCAUCUGCCCCAUAUCUGGGGUACAUAUUCGGAGUCACAACAUUUUGCUGCAGCGCCAGCUUGUUGAAGCCAGUGGCUGACCUAGACUUUUUUCCAUCUGGGGGCAGAAAAAACAAUUUCAUAGCUGACUCCUACAAAGUCUAG
Messenger RNA from Prunus armeniaca (apricot), 381 nucleotides. The record is from the annotation of a GenBank genome assembly. NCBI's taxonomy places the organism in Eukaryota, Viridiplantae, Streptophyta, Magnoliopsida, Rosales, Rosaceae.